This is a messenger RNA of Pyrus x bretschneideri (Chinese white pear), 1004 nucleotides long. Its product is annotated as transmembrane emp24 domain-containing protein p24delta3-like. Gene Ontology annotation, biological process: intracellular protein transport; endoplasmic reticulum to Golgi vesicle-mediated transport; Golgi organization. The transcript is spliced from 4 exons. Lineage: Eukaryota; Viridiplantae; Streptophyta; Magnoliopsida; Rosales; Rosaceae. Bases 188 to 835 code for a protein of 215 amino acids. The record is from RefSeq and is a predicted model, not a curated record. Gene Ontology annotation, cellular component: Golgi apparatus; endoplasmic reticulum; COPII-coated ER to Golgi transport vesicle.
AUUCACAAAACCCAGUUCCUUCCUUCCUGCGUGAAAAAGUCGACGCAGGGGAAAAACCAUCUUCGGUUGCUGGGUAUCCGUAUCGCCUCCGUUUCGGAAACCAAGGAAGCACACAACGUCGUCGUUUGGGGGAGAAACAGAGAGAAGAGAGAGAAACAGAGAGGAGAGAGAAAGCAGAGGAGUUGCGAUGGCGACGAGGAGGAGUUGGAGUGGGAGUGCGGUUGCUGCUGCCAUCUUGUUGAUCCUGUGCGUGGUACGGACUGGCCAAGCCAUCUGGGUGACGUUACCUGCCUCCGGCACGAAAUGCGUCUCGGAUGAAAUCCAGAACAACGUCGUCGUUUUGGCCGAUUAUGUCGUCAUUCCCGAUGAUCACUCCCAGACCCCCACCAUCGCCGCCAAGGUGACAUCACCGUAUGGGAACAAUCUUCAUCAAAAGGCGAACGCAACACACGGUCAGUUUGCAUUCACAACUCAUGAGGCUGGAAAUUACUUGGCAUGUUUUUGGGUUGAUGGUAACAAUCCUGGAGGUGGAGGGGUAAGUGUCAACCUUGACUGGAAAACUGGAAUUGCAGCUAAGGAUUGGGAAUCAGUAGCAAGAAAAGAGAAAAUUGAGGGUCUUGAGCUUGAGCUGCGAAAACUCGAAGGAGCAGUUGACGCCAUCCAUGAGAAUCUACUUUACCUCAAGGGCAGAGAAUCAGAGAUGAGGGACGUGAGUGAAAGAACAAAUGCCCGGGUUGCGUGGUUUAGCAUGAUGUCGUUGGCUGUCUGCAUUAUUGUUUCAACCCUUCAGUUAUGGCACUUGAAGCAUUUUUUCCAAAAGAAGAAGCUUAUUUAAGUGAUGUUACUCCAGUUUUUUUGUAGAUGAAAAAAGAUAUCGGGAAAGAAAAAUUUGAAUGUCAUGUAAUGUAAACUACGACGUCACAUACUCUCGGUUUUCUGGCUUUCCUUUCCGAAAGAGAACUGUGAAAUGCAACAAAACAGUAAUAGAUUUUAGAUGUGAACCA